AUGCUUGAACGUAUGAUAUCUUGCACGGAAUUAGAAGCUUCUCAAGUUUUGGGUAAAAAAUUUUGUAUGCAACGAAACGAAAAAUUUGAAACAGAAAUGAGGACCAAACUUCUUUUCCAACACCAUGAAAUGAUUUCACGAAAAAGUGAUAAAUUUGCUUCGAUACCAGCUGUAUGGGAUAAGUUUAUUCGAAAUAGUCAGAGUUGCUACAAACUAGGUGCAAAUAUUACAAUUGACAAACAACUCUUUCCAUCUAAAGCCAGAUGGCAGAUUUAUCCAAUCAAAUAUUUGCCGAACAAAGUCCGACAAAUUUGGUAUUCACUGCACUAUAUGGGAUUUCUUUUGUAAGAAAGUAAUAAAUCAAUAUGAAAAUAUUCUAUUAUUACGUAUUUUUGAAGACCAGCCAUUUUGACUGAUUUUGGUAGAAAUAGCUUCGUCUUAACCCUCCGUUAG
Messenger RNA from Heterotrigona itama, 453 nucleotides. Lineage: Eukaryota; Metazoa; Arthropoda; Insecta; Hymenoptera; Apidae. The record is from the annotation of a GenBank genome assembly.